GAAUGUGGUACAACCUGUAAACUCCUCCCUGUGCCAAAGAAUAGUUAAACAACAUGUUGAGAAAGAAGGAAGCAGAUUCAUUAUUCACUGCAGCAGGUGAACACACAGAUGGUUUCUGUUCAGCGAACUUUUUUAAUGGUCAGCAUCACUAAGAGGUAGAAUGGCGCAGCAAGGAAAUCCUCUGGACCAGGAGAGAGUCUCCUGUUCCGUCUGUCUGGACCUCCUGAAGGACCCGGUGACUAUUCCCUGUGGACACAGCUACUGCAUGAGCUGUAUUAACACCCACUGGGAUAAAGAGGAUGAGAAGAACCUCCACAGCUGCCCUCAGUGUAGGCAGACCUUCGCCCCGAGGCCUGUCCUGGGAAAGAACACCAUGUUAGCAGAUCUGCUGGAGGAACUGAAAAAGAGUGGACUCAAAGUGGCGCCUGCUGAUCACUGCUAUGCUGGACCUGAAGAUGUGGCGUGUGAUUUCUGCACUGGGAGGAAGCUGAAAGCCGUCAAGUCCUGUCUGGUGUGUCUGGCUUCUUACUGUGAGAAACACCUUCAGCCUCAUUAUGAGUCCCGGACAUUUGAGAAACACAAGCUGGUGGACCCCUCCAAAGAGCUCCAGGAGAACAUCUGCUCUCUUCAUGGUGAGGUGAUGAAGAUCUUCUGUCGUACUGAUCAGCAGAGCAUCUGUUAUCUUUGCUUUAUGGAUGAACAUAAAGACCACGACACGGUCUCAGCUGCAGCAGAAAGGACUGAGAGGCAGAAAGAGCUGGAGGUGAGUCGACUCAACAUCCAGCAGAGAAUCCAGGACAGAGAGAAAGGUGUAAAGCUGCUUCAACAGGAGGAGGAGAAAAUCAAUCUCUCUGCUGAUAAAGCAGUAGAGGACAAUGAGAAGAUCUUCUCCCAGCUGAUCUGUCUCAUAGAGGAAAGAAACUCUGAUGUGAAGCAGCAGGUCAGAUCCCAGCAGAGAGCUGAAGUGAGUCGAGUCAAAGAUCUUCAGGAGAAGCUGCAGCAGGAGAUCUCAGAGCUGAAGAGGAGCGACGCUGAGCUGCAGGAGCUCUCACACACAGAAGACCUCAACCAGUUCCUCCAGAACUACCCCUCAGUGUCCCCCCUCAGUGAGUCUACAGAGUCAUCCAGCAUCAAGAUCCGUCCUCUGAGCUGCUUUGAGGACGUUACAGCAGCUGUGUCAGAAGUCAGAGACAAACUAGAGGACGUCCUCAGAGAGAAAAGUUCAAACGUCUCACUGAAGGGGACUCAACUGGAUGUUUUACUGUCAGAACCAGAACCAAGGACCAGAGCUGAAUUCUUACAGUAUUCAUCCAAAAUCACACUGGAUCCAAACACAGCGAACACACGUCUGUUAUUAUCUAAGGGGAACAGAAGAGUCACAUCGACGAUACAAGAACAGUCGUAUCCUAAUAACCCAGACAGAUUCACUGAUCAUUAUCAGGUCCUGAGCAGAGAGAGUCUAACUGGACGUUGCUACUGGGAGGUCGAGAAAGGCAUGGGUGGAGUUGUUAUUGCAGUUGCAUACAAAGACCGUGAAACUGUAAAUGAGAAAUUUGGAGAUUGUCAAAGGUCUGGGCAUUGGGUAUUUUCAAGGAUCGUUAUGAAUUCAGAAAUAACAAGGUCCAAACUCCCGUGACGGGUCCUCGAUCCUCCAGAGUAGGGGUCCUACCUGGACCAGAGAGGAGGUGUUCUGUCCUUCCACAGCAUCACUGAAACCAUGACUUUGCUCUGCAGAGUCCAGACCGCGUUCACUCAGCCUCUCUAUGCUGGAAUCUAUCUUUUCAAUCCAGUUGGAAACACGGCUGAGCUUGUAAAUUGUAGUCAACAACAUUAAACAAAUAGAUGGCUACAAUUUUGGUUUUGUCCACAUCUUUAUUCAGAAACAAAAGGCCGGUUGGCCCUUUUUGUAUACUGUUUUUUUUUCCCUUGGUGCCUGUGGCUGCUAACACUAACUAUCCUGUUUUUGGUUAAUUACAUAAUCUAACGGAGCACCUAAUGGGACGUGGGCAAAACUCACAAGUGAUCAGGGGGAACUUUCUUGACAAAGCCACACUCCUCUCUGCUAACUCAGCAUCCUCAUCUUUCUUGACCUCAUCACUGCCUUCGAUACCAUCAACCACUCCUCCUCUCACGUCUCAAGUACUCCAUUGGCAUAACUGAUACUGGCUUCUCCUGGAUCACCUCUUCUCUCGCAUACCGACCUCCAUUUAUUCCCAUAUACAACUGGUAAAUCCUCCACCUCCCCAGUCAUCCACGGCGGUCCCCUCCUCUUUAUCAUUUUCAUCCUUCCCCUUGAACAAAUCAUCCUUCGUCAUGGUCUCAAUUGCCACUGCUACAUCGAAAACACCCGACUCUACUCUCCUCCAAGAGCAUCAACUCACUGCAGUGCCUUGACAUAAAAUCAUGGAUGCAACAGAACUUUUUCAAACUCAACUGCAAUAAAUCUGAAAAACUCAUCAUUGGGCCGAUGAUGAGUAUUUCCUUCUCUCUCAACAUCAAAGUCUCCAUCGUCACCCCCUCCAGCCUGUUCCGCAACCUCGGUAAGAUCCUCGACCCCCACCCUUUCUUUCCUACCCCAUGCCAACCAAAUCACCAAGACUGCCUCCUUCCACCUCGGGAACAUUGCAUGGCUCAAACCCUCUCUCUCUGCCACCACCGAAAUUCUCAUCCAUGACCUCAUAACCUCCAGACUCGACUACUGCAACAGCGCCCUCUACGGCUCUCCCAACGAAAUCCUCAACAAACUCAAAUAUGUUCAGAACUCUGCCGCUCGACUGCUCACCUCCACCCGCCGCUAUGAACAACCUCCACAGGCUCCUGGUCAAAUACAGGAUAGACUUCAAAAUAUUACUCACCACCUACAAAACCCUGAACAACCUGGCCCCUACAUACCUCUCAGACCUCCUCCCCCUUGACGCCCCAACACGAGCCUCAGACCCUCUGAAGACUGAAGACUCUCAGGACCCAGCGCCGGCCCUGGGGCGACAGGGCCUUCUCAGCUGCUGCACCUCUGAAACCCCCCCCCAUCCACAUCUGCCAGGCUCCCACCGUAUCAUCAUUAAAACAAGCCCUCAAAUCCCACCCCUUCAAACUCACCUUCCAAUACUAACCCCUUCAUUACUGAUUCUGGCGCAGUUUUCUCCAUUUAUUCUUUUUUUUGUGUUGUUUGUUUCUUUUGUCUGCUUGUUUCUCCUUCUUUAUUGCCUGGUUUUGUUGUUGUCUGUCUUUGUAAAGCGUCUUUGGGUACCUAGAAAAGCGCUAUGGAAAGUACAUUAUUAUUAUUAUUAUUGUAAGGAUUUUCCCAACUGAAAAUAAAAUGUUUUAUGAAAUUGCAAAUAGAUUUCAUUUUCAUGGAGUUGAAGUGUGAAUAAAAUCUCUGAUAACUA
Molecule: messenger RNA, 3386 nt
Organism: Gasterosteus aculeatus aculeatus (three-spined stickleback)
Lineage: Eukaryota; Metazoa; Chordata; Actinopteri; Perciformes; Gasterosteidae
Product: tripartite motif-containing protein 16-like
Molecular function (GO): zinc ion binding; protein binding
Source: RefSeq, a predicted model, not a curated record